Molecule: messenger RNA, 4391 nt
Organism: Diorhabda sublineata
Lineage: Eukaryota; Metazoa; Arthropoda; Insecta; Coleoptera; Chrysomelidae
Product: transcription elongation factor B polypeptide 3
Exons: 7
Coding region: 282-2582 (766 amino acids)
Biological process (GO): transcription elongation by RNA polymerase II
Cellular component (GO): nucleus; elongin complex
Source: RefSeq, a predicted model, not a curated record
GAUUUUGACAGAUGACAUAUAAAGUAUGGUUGUACGAUUCAAUCAGUACGUCAAAUUUCUUAGUAAAGAGAGGUUGAAUUUGUCUGUGAAAAUUAUUUAUAUUUUCAGUUCAAUCCGUUUAUUAUUUUGUAAUAAAUAUUGCAGUUGUGCAAUAAGAAUCUUUUAAUUAAUAAUGUAACGAUUAAAUAUUUAUUUAUUAAAAAAGUGAAUGAGUGUUUGUUUAGUGUCCAUCUGUUUGAAUAUUAUACAGUAACCCCAAGUAUUUAACUUUUAAUAACAAAAUGACGUCUUCGAAUGACGAUAUUAUUAAAGCUAUUCUUCAGUACCAAGAAAGAUUGGAUAGAUACAGCCAGAAUAAAAAUGAAGACAAGAUGCUGUAUGUUAUUGGAAAAUUGAGUAAGCUCCAAAUUAGAACUCUACAUUUAGAAACCACUGGUAUUGGUAGGACUGUUAAUGCAUUAAAAAAGCUGGGUGGUUCAGUAGGUGACGCAGCUAAAGAUUUGGUUACUUCAUGGAAAUUUAUGGUGUUGGAGGAGGAAAAAGCAGCACAAGAGACUUCUCUCGAAGAUGAUGCAGAUUCUGUAUAUUCAAGUGAAAAUGAGAAUAAAGACUGUCAAAAACAAGACUCGUCUAAAGAAAAUAUAAGUCAUUCAGAGAAUGAGAGUGACGGUUAUGGUAGCAAACCAGAAAUUCAUAGAAAUAGUAAAAAUGAAGUAGAAAGUAAUUCGUGUAAAUAUAACAAAGGUGAUAGUAGAAGUAAAUCCAGUAGCUCAUCGUCGUCAUCUUCAGAAUCAUCAUUGUCGUCAGCAGAAUCUGAAAAGGAGACUUAUAGCAAACGCAAAGAACACCAUUCUCGAAAAAGGAGUCAUUCGUAUAAUUCUAGUUCAGAUGAUAGAGAAACACAUCACUCUAAAAAGUUUAAGAAUGAUAGUGAUCGAUCUAGUCAAGAUAACUACAAAAAUAAAUCCUCUAAAGAAAGUAGGGGUGAUAAGCAUAAAAAAAGUGAUAAUAAACACAGAGAAAUCUCAGAGAAGCACAAGAAGAAUUCAGAUAAAUGUAAAGAGAGCUCCUAUCGAUCUGAAUCCAAGCAUAAAUCAAAGAAAGAUACUGAAAGUGAAUCGAAGCACAAAUCUGAUAAAAAAUAUGAUGAAGAAAAACAUAAAAAAGAUUCUGAAACAGUAAAAUCGAGUCAUAACACCAAAAAGCACGAGGAAAAGGAAAAUAGUCGUCAUAAGUCAGAUAAGCAUAAAAAUGAAAAGACUGAUAAGCACACUAAAUCUAGUCAUUCUUCUAAAGAUAAAGAGUCGCGUCAUUCUAGUUCAAGCAGUAAAAGAGACUCAAAAAUAGAGAAAAAAUCUUCUGAAAUUAAAUUAAAAGAGAGUAUAAAAGAAGAUAAAACAAAAUACACAUACAAAUCAAAAGAUUCUCAUGCAAGUUCAUCUUCAAAACAUAAAUCUAGUAAUUCUGAAGAUCCGGCUAAAAAGAAAGUUAAAUUAGACAAAAUUUCGAAUGUUACAAAGAAAGAAAUUGUGCACGGUAUUGAUUCGGGUUCAGGAGCAAGUUUUGCAGAAGCUUUAGGUAUGUGCGGUCCUAUGGCGCCUAAUUCUAAAAAGAAAUCUGAUAAACCUAAGAUUACUCAAAAUCCCACUAGAUCAUUGGAAAACGUCGAAACGGAAUCUACAAAAAAUAGGAAAUCGAAAAAUGACGAUAGUGGAAGCUCUUCUUCUAAAAUCGUAGUACCUGAAUUAUUAAAAGAAGAACCAAUAGAGCCUUUGAACGUUUGUUUAUCUAGUCUUCUACCAGAGAUUACCCCGAAUUACAAACCAUUAGGAAUAUCUUUAGAUACACAGCCCAAACGUUUAUAUACAGAUGACGAAGCAUUAAGUAGAGUGAUGACAAACAAAAAUCAAAGAACCAAAGUUUAUUCCGGAAAUAAAACCGUUGGAAAAGUCGAAAGUUUGUUCCAACUAUGCGUUAGAGUACUACAAGAUAAUAUUGACGCAUUAGAAUAUACGGGUGGUGUUCCUUAUAUAAUCCUCAAGCCGAUAAUGGAAAGGGCUACAGCAGAUCAGAUAUUUAAUUUGGAGCACCACAACCCGUAUUUGAUUGAGGAUACCGACGAAUUGUGGCAGUUGCAUUGUCAGAAAGAUUUCAGGAAUAAACAGAGGGAGGAAAUGGAAUCGUGGCGUGACAUGUACAUGCGUUGUUUAGACGAAAGGGAAGCCAAAUUAAAUGCCGUUAAAGCGAAUAUAAAAUUAUCGCAAGAUAAAUCGAUACCAGUUAGGACUACUAAACUCGCUUACAUUGAUUCCGAGUUCGUUAAACCGCCGAGAAACGUCGCUAAAAGACAAGCCAAAAACGGUACCAUCAAUACCGAUAGGAAAAUAACGACUACUCAAAAAUUGACGGCUUUAGCUCAAUCUGGGGAAGCCGGUAAAGUAUCCGUUCCAGAUCCUGGAAGAAAAGCCGCAGAUAGGGGUGGUAGUAGUGGUGCUGUUAGUAGUACAACGGUGAUGAAAGCAAAGAAGGCGCCUCUCAUGGCAAAAACUUUAUCGUUUAUGAAAAAUAGAUUCAGAAGGUGAAAGGAAUUUGUUGGGAAGCGUCACGAAGUGGUCUUAUAUUUUUGAACAAGGAGAAUUUUAUGUAAUUUUUUAUGCAUUAUUUUCGACUGUAAAAAUUGAAUCAAUUAAUUUAGGUUAGUUCGUCUCAACCCCCCGUUGUUUAAAUUUUAUCAUUGCAAGUAACUUUGUUAUUGUUGUGAUUAGAAUCCUUAGAAUAAUCUUUUUUCGAAAUUAAUUAAUUCCUUUUUAGUAUUAGUUCAUUUUUUUUAUCAAAAUUAUUUAUGACUCUAUUUUUCGUGAUAUGUUAGUUUUAUGCUCCAUUAUGAUUUUAAGUCGUUAAAAUUUACCAAAUUUUGAUUUUCUUAAAAAUUUUUUGGUUUUUAAAUUGUUAGUUCGGUGAAAAGAUUCUUUCGUAAUACAUUAAUAGAUUUUGCUUGGUACAUGACCAUCAUAAGUUUAUUUUUGGUACACUAUCAUCAUUUAUUUUAAGGUGCUAUUUUUUAAAAAUCCCCUUUUAUCCAAAAAUCAAUAAAUUAUUCUUGUGGAUUACUAAUUUUGUGAAAAAACAUUUUGUUAGUGCAGUUUACUGUUUGAUAUGAGUAGUAGUUCAUUUGUCUCAUCUUUAUUUCCAAAUAUUAAUGACUUUUUGUACUAAGAAUGUAAUUUUGGUACACAACCUUCACCUGUUAUGAGGUUUCCAAAUCAAAAAAUGACUAGUUUUACAUGUGGAUUACUAAUUUUUCGAAAAAACAUUCUUCAAAUGCAGUUUACAUUUUGAAAUGGGUGAUAGUUCAUUUGUAUCAUCUUUAUUUUUAAUUAUGUGUCUUUUGGUACUAAAAAUAGGUUUUUGUUCCCAACCAUCACUUUUUUUGAGGUUUUCAAUCCUUUUGUACUCAAAAAUUGGUUAAUUAUAUCUUUGGAUUACCAAUUUUUCGAAAAAACAUUCUUUUAUUGCGGUUUACGGUUUGAAAUGAGUGGUAGUUCAUUUCAAUCAGCCUUCAUUUAAAAAAUUUAUGACCUUUUGCAUUAAAAAUAUUUGUUUGGUAUAUGUGCAGUACCUAUUAUGAGGUACCAUUUUUUAAAAUUGUUUUUUAUCUAAAAGUAAAUCAUUUAAUCUUGUGGAUUGUCAAUUUGGUAAUAAACACAUUUUUAUAAGUUUUUAAUUCAAACAUUUUAGUCUUUAUGUAUUAGUAGUUCAUUUGUAUAAUUUUUAUUUUCAAAUAUUUAUGUCUUUUUCUUUUUUUAAUUCUUUUUUCUUCAAAAAUUAAUCAAUUAUACUGGUGGAUUACAAAUUUUUAAAAUUUAUUGAUUCUGAUGUACAAAAUGAUAAAAACUUUGAUUUUCCAGUUUUUAAAAAAAAGUUACAAGAAACUUUUACAAAUAAUUUUACAAGCAACUGAAGUACCAUAUGAAAUAUUUCAGAUUUUUGUACAAUAAUAGUCUUUGUUUGAUAAAAAAUUGUCAGUUGAAUAGGUUUGGGGCUCCAUUUUCUCAAAUUUACACCAUUUUCUUAAAAUUUUUAAUACAAGUGGACGAUUUGAUAUAUUUUUGGUCCAUCUUUAUUAGUUCAAUUUGUACAUACCCUUGUAUAAAUUUUGUACGUAGAUAUUAUGAUUAUUAUAAUUUUUAAAUGGAUGUGACAGUCGAGGAAGAAUUCCAAAAAUAGGUAUUCUGGAUGAAUUGGAAGUUUAAAAUUAUUAAGUCUUCCUCGACUUUAUUAUAAAAUUGUGAAAUUUUCAAAAAUUCUUAUUCGUGUGAUAUGAAUUAUAUUUAUAAUUAUUGUUAAUUAGAGUUUAUUCAUUAUUAAUGCAAUAAAUAAUUAAAAACAUA